Messenger RNA from Peromyscus californicus insignis, 857 nucleotides. It is a transcript of the gene CUNH4orf51, whose product is annotated as chromosome unknown C4orf51 homolog. The transcript is spliced from 6 exons. The record is from RefSeq and is a predicted model, not a curated record. Bases 72 to 659 code for a protein of 195 amino acids. Lineage: Eukaryota; Metazoa; Chordata; Mammalia; Rodentia; Cricetidae.
UAGAAGGAGAUGAGCGCUUCACUAUGCCCAGGGCUUGAAAAGCUGCAACUCGUAGCAGCCCUCUCCUAGCCAUGUCCCACUUCUUCUACCUGGCUCCAGAAAUCCUGCUCCCCUUCAGCCCUCUCACUUCUGAAGAGUUCGAGCUGAUCAGACACAAGGCCAGAGAGCUGUGGCAGGAGGAGACGCGGUGGACCGCUUCUUCGGUGACAACCUACUCAGGCAGUUACGGGCAAAAGCAACUGGAUGAAGCCACCUGCAACCGACUGGCCCAAAGACCGGGCCAGCAGCAGUUUGAGUACAAACGGACACCGUUGCUGGGCAGCUCUGCCUACAGCAAUCUUCCCGGCCAGGCUGGUUCCCAAAAGGCGGCAGAUGGCAAAGGAGGACUCUCUGAUGUCGCAAGACCCUCUGAGCACACUCCGCUCAACGUCAAGCACAGAGUGGCACACCAGAUUUGGGGGUAUGAAGCUCCUUACCUAUCAUUUCCAGAUUACAGAAUUUUACGUGCGAAACCCAAGAAGCCAGGCUUUGAUCUCCUCAUGAAUUAUAGGACUAGAGGGGAAAAGCUCCUGAAACAUCUUGGGCGACAAUGGGAUUAUGAAAGCAAGUUUGGCUCCUCGGAGGAUUCAGAGGGGGAUCGAAACUCCUCCGAUUACUGAGAAGGCUCACUGCGCAUCUUGAACUGACGAAGAAGGAAGUCCCAGAGCUGCGGCCCUAGUUUCUGCGUUAACCGGUUAAGACAGGAGGUUGGAGGAGGCCUUGGUUGGGUGUGCACCUAGGGAAGACCAUGCUAGAAACUUCCCUGGGUUUCAUCUCUCGUUCUUUUUCUCGUGUGUGUGUGUGUGUGUGUGUGUGUG